Molecule: messenger RNA, 3889 nt
Organism: Rhopalosiphum maidis (corn leaf aphid)
Lineage: Eukaryota; Metazoa; Arthropoda; Insecta; Hemiptera; Aphididae
Product: sodium-coupled monocarboxylate transporter 2
Exons: 12
Coding region: 651-2516 (621 amino acids)
Biological process (GO): transmembrane transport; sodium ion transport
Cellular component (GO): membrane
Molecular function (GO): symporter activity
Source: RefSeq, a predicted model, not a curated record
CGUCGACGGAUCGUUCAGUUCACAUGCGGUUCGACUCGUGAGUUGUACAUCGACAUUUCGUUGCGUACUCGUGCCACUCAUUGUCAUAAUAAUAAUAUAAUGUUAUAUCGUUCAUGAUAAUAGUAGUAAUAAUUAUAUACGUAUAUAACCAAUACGUUAUCGUGUAUUUCUCUUCAGUAGCUGCUUCGUAUCGUAAAAUAUUAAAUAGUACACAAUCGCUCGUGCGACUACUGUACCGCGAUUCCAAUUCGUUUCGUAUUACGUCUUUUUGAGUAAUAAAAACCAUUAUUAUUGUAGACACUGUUUUUCGACGACGACGAAACGCGAUAUUAACAGUAUUUACUACGUUUAAACUGCGAUCGGGCGGUAGAUCCAUUACGCAGCAGAAGACCGGGUCACGUGUCAAUCUCGCGAGUUUCGUAAAAACCAACUGUAUAAUACGAUAUAUACGAUAAUAUUUUAAUCUGUAGCCGCGAGAUUUAAAAAUGGCAAAAUCUUUCAUCCGAACAAUUGUUGCUUUCAUCUCCGAUCGAACUAUGGAAAUGGCUUAAAUCGCCAAAAUUAAAUCAAAAAAAGUACCAGCCGUUAUCGUUCGUUGUGUGCCUUUUUUUAUUUGUUUGUCAACGCUGUAAGAUUAAUUAUAAUAAACUAUGCAAAGUAUUAUUUUCGAUUAUGCAGUUUUUUUACUGCUGAUUGCGCUGUCGUUCGCAGUAUUAAUUUAUAGUAAAAUAUCCGGUCCCAAAGAACAGACGAAAGCGGACUAUGUGUUUGCAUCAAAAGGGUCGGUUUCAAUGGGAGCGAUGCUCCUAUCCAUUGCACGUGGAUUUCUGGGUGUCAAAGUCUUCCUCGGGUAUCCAUCUGAGUUUUAUUAUAGAGGAAGUGGAAUGUGGGAAACCUUAUAUGGAAUGUCCCUAGCAUUUCCUUUGGUUUUAUAUUUUUUCCUACCUGUGUAUUUUAAUCUCGGAAUUACUUCAGUUUAUCAAUACUUAGAUAUGCGAUUCAAAUCAAGACUUGUGAGGAGGCUUGCGUCUGCUACAUAUUUUAUUAGAAGUAUACUUAACCUUGGCGUAACAGUUUUCACACCGUGCGUCGCCUUAAAAACUGUGAUGGGAUUACCAUAUUGGUUUUCGAUCAUUUUAAUUACAUCAAUUGCCAUCGUUUUCACAUUAUUGGGAGGUUUAAGAUCAGCUAUCCUUGCAGAUGCCGUGCAAAGUUUAGUGAUGAUUGGUUGCAGCAUAAUUAUCAUUGUGCACGGUUUCUUUAUAGCAAAAGGUCCAUUGAAUGUAUUCGAAGUGACCAAGGAACGAAACAGGCUGGACUUUUUCAAUUUUGACAUGGAUCCUACGAUUCGUGUGUCGACGGUGUCCGCCACUCUUGGUCAGCUGUUCAUGUCGCUUUCGAUGUUCGGAUGCCAACAAAAUUUCGUUCAACGCUAUUUUAGUAUGGACUCUCAGAAACAAGUUGAAAAGGCUUUGUGGCUGACCAUACCGCUGAUGAUAUUCCUCUUCAGUCUGUCGUGGAUCGUCGGGAUGGUAAUAUUUACGGUGUAUGCUGAUUGCGAUCCCCGAGCACUUGGAUAUAUAUCGGAAAUCGACGAAAUCAUACCUUUUUAUAUUGAAGACAAAUUUUACUUUUUGCCUGGUUUUAUGGGACUCGUAUUGGCCAGCUUAUUCAACAGUGGACUUAGUAUAUUAGUGUCAAACUUAAAUUCAAUCUCCACUGUUGCUUGGGAAGAUUUUGUCUCUCAAAUACCUAUAUUCAAAGGUGCCAGUGAAAAGAACCAACUGUUAUGUAUUAAAAGCAUAAGUGUAAUAACUGGUUUUAUAGUUAUGGGUGUUGCGUUUAUUGUCGCACAAUCUUCGGGUGUUAUUGAUGCUUCUCAGCUAAUGACAUCUGCAACUAGUGGACCUCUUUUAGGAGUCUUUGUUUUAGCUAUGUUUUUCCCAUCGACGAAUUGGAAAGGUGCUGCUGCCGGUAUGAUAUCGAGUCACUUAAUGACCCUGUUUAUUGUAGUUGGAUCGUUGUCCGUUGCAAAAGUACCUGAAUAUCUGCCAGUGUCCACUGAAGGGUGUACGAAUACGACGUUCUCACCCCACAUUGAGCCAAUAUUCGAUGUACAGUAUGAACAAUAUAAAAUGAGCUUUAUAAACAAAACUCACGACGACUUGGCCGUUUCCAGUGUCCUAUCGUCGCCUGAAUUCAAAUCGUCCUCUAAAGACGAUAUACUGACAAUGUUGUACUCGAUAACAUAUAUGUACUACUCAUUAUUGGGCACAUUUGUAACAGUCUUCGUUGGUGUUAUAGUCAGCUACAUGACAGAUCUGUGGAGUAAAGAAGAAUCGACCAACGAGGACCUGUUGCAUCCUAUGAGCCUGAAAGUCAAGUCCAUGUGCAGUGGCGAGAAACAACGGUACGUCACCGACGGCAAACACAACAACGGCCCCAGCACGCUGCCCAUGACCAACGAGGCGCAGCCCACGCCGCUCUCGAGCGUAUUCACGAUUAAGUCGAACUGAUCCUCGUAACCAUGUGUCCUGUACUCCAGUUAUAUACGGGUGCCUAUGUGUAAUAAUAAUGUGUACAAUAUAAUAUACGAUAAUCGUGCGCGUAUAUCAAACACACAAUAUCAUACAACGAUUGCAGUCUUCUUUGUAUUAUUCUUGUGCCUUCGUCAUAAAUACACACAGAUAUUCUAGAAUAUCUGUGUAAAUACGUAACAUAAUAUAAUAACAUUUUAUAUUGAUAAAAUAAUUAUACAGUAUAAUAAAAUUAGGUUUAGGCAGAUAAUAUAUUAUAUAAUUAUUGUUAUAAUAUAGACGCGACCUAAUAACAAAUUUGCACGACCCCCCUCCCCCCAUUCCACCAAUCAUCACCUCAAACCAGUGAUAAUAUAUUAUAUUAUUAUAUAGGCAGUAUUAUAUUAUUUAGAUAUGCACACGUUUUGUUGCAGAUAUUGUAGUAGCUAUAGGUAUGGGUUAAACCAUAUAUAAGUAAUAUAUGGUGUCGCGUGAUUUAAUUAUUAUUUAUUAUCUUUUUAAUAACAUAUUUUAAUACUUAUUUGAUGUUAUACUAGUAUACGACAAUAAAAAAUACGAAAUGACGCAGUCCUACAAACGCAAGAAAUUGAAUAGGUAUGUUGUAGGAAUAAACACCAUUGGUAUUAUAAUACCGUUGUCCAAAAGCCAAGUGUGUAAUUCAAUGUUUUUCAACAUAUUUUAGUACGGGACAUUUUAGGAACUUGAACACUUUGCGGAACCUUCAUUUUUUCCAUCCCAACGAAAAGAGGAUCAACUCUCGUUCAUUGUUCGAAUCGUAGUACAAAUCAACAUGUUAUUUAUAAAUUUAUUUUUUUUCUAAAUUCUUCACAGAACACUUGGUUUUGGCCUACGAAACUUUUGAGUUCCGCGAAACACCAGUUGAGAAACACUGGACUUUAAUUUAUAAUGGUUUGCUAUUCGUUAUCACUCGAAUCCUGUCGAAAAAAUGGAAGUUGAACGAUUUCGACUGUCGAUUCUUCCAGUCAACUGUGUGAUGCUUAACUACACCAAUGAUUUGUUUGUCAUAUUAUUUUUUUCUUUUACUCAUUCCGCAGAUGUUACACAAUAAUAAUUUAAGUAUGAUAUGAAAAAUAUUAUCAUAAAAAUAUGCUACCACGCAUUCGGGGUAUUAGUAUGUGGUUCUGUAAUAUUAAAUUGUAAUUUUUAAACUUGAUUUAAAUUUUAAGCUGACUACCGUCUAGCUUUCGGAACUCCACUCUCCUCUAGAUUAUAAUAUGACUAUACAAAACGAUUAUGUAUAUUGAAUAAUUACAAUUAUUAUUUAUUAUUAUUAUUAUUAUAGUUAUACGAUUAUAGUAAACAUAUAGAAAUAUAAUAUUAUAUAUGUAGGU